CGCCAACAUUUCUAUGAUUGUCAAGCGCAAUGUCAGACUACAAAUUACCGGCACAACUGUUCCUAAGUCACUAGACUAUCCAGAAAAAGGUCCUGAUUUAAAUAUAAUAGACAAUGACUAUAGCUCUGUGAACAUUUCUUCUAUUGGACCACCAAUAACCAUUACCAUCGAGGUUGCAAAUCAAGGUCAAAGUGAUUUAGAAGAUGUGAAACUUCAUAUAAGCGUCCCUCUAACCGAAAAGACAAGGAAUUCAAUUAUCUUCUGUAUCCUGUCAGUAUUAAGGGAGGUGAUGCCAAAACGCAGUAUGCAGUGGAAGAGCCUUGAAUCCUGCUAACCUGUCCUUAACUGGCGG
Molecule: messenger RNA, 352 nt
Organism: Xenia sp. Carnegie-2017
Lineage: Eukaryota; Metazoa; Cnidaria; Anthozoa; Malacalcyonacea; Xeniidae
Exons: 4
Coding region: 14-334 (106 amino acids)
Source: RefSeq, a predicted model, not a curated record